Molecule: messenger RNA, 1833 nt
Organism: Carassius gibelio (silver crucian carp)
Lineage: Eukaryota; Metazoa; Chordata; Actinopteri; Cypriniformes; Cyprinidae
Exons: 7
Coding region: 138-1709 (523 amino acids)
Source: RefSeq, a predicted model, not a curated record
UCCUUUUUUACAGUUUUAUUUUAUUUUAUUUGUAUUUAUUUUUUUACAGUAAGUUCCGCUUGUCUCUGUCACUUGUGAGAAACAGAGGUGAGGGAAGGCUAUCUCUGCACUCCUGUGCUCCGCUCCUGAAGGAAGGAAUGGAGAAUCAGCGAAACAGCAGAAUAUUAAAUCAACUCCAUAAAUCAUUUGUAUUACAUUCACGGCUCUACGAAAACACGCAGAUGAUAAUAUUGUUGUAUCUGUUGCUUCUGGGAGGUGUUUGUAAUGCAGAAACUGAAGAGACAAUGUCAGUGAUGGAAGGAGAUUCUGUAAUUCUACACACCAAUCUUUCUGAAAUACUGAACGACGAUACUAUACUCUGGGGAUUUGGACCUAAAGAAUCAGUCAUAUCUACAAUAACUAGAAAGAACGACUUGACCUCAUUCUUUGUCACCGAAGAAGUGACAUUCGCAGGCAGAUUGCAGGUGGACCAACAAACUGGCUCUCUCACCAUCAGAAACACCAGGAAGAUACACUCGGGACAAUAUAAACUAACAAUCUCUAGCAAAAAGACCACAUCCAGGAUAUUUCAUUUGAAUAUCUUUGAUGUGGUUGGAGAGACCGAUGGAGUGAAGUCAGUGUCAGUGAAUGAAGGGGAAUCUGUGAUUCUACAGAAUGAUGCUGCUGAAUUACAGAAAGAUGAUCUGGUCAUAUGGAGGUUUGGAGAUAAAGGCAUCCUCCUAGCUAAAAUCGAUGUAGAAACUAACAAUCACUCCUUAAAUGAUGCCGAUGAACGAUUCAGAAACAGACUAAAACUAGAUCAAACUGGAUCUCUGACCAUCACAAACGCCAGAACCGAACACGCUGGACUGUAUGAAGUACAGAUCAGAGGCCGCGGGAGCUCAAAGCAGUUCCUUGUUUCUGUCAGGGCUGAUUUGGGUUUGUCUUCAGCUGCCAUAGCUGGGAUAGUUGUUGCUGUUCUGCUGGUGGCUGGACUUUUAGCUCCUGUUGUGAUUUACUAUCGCCACAUGAUCUCUGAAGUAAAAAAUCAAGAGGCUGAGAUAGUAUCCGAGAUGGAAGGAAGAACUGUCGCUCUACGGACCGGUACUAAACUACAGAACGGUGAAGAGAUCAAGUGGUGGUUCGGAGAUGACCACAAUCCCAUAACCCAAUUCAGUGGAUGGACCAUUAAAGAUGAUGAUAUAAAUUGUGAUGUUACUGAUGAGAGAUUCAGAAGCAAAGUGCAGCUGGGUGGUAAGACUGGAGAUCUCAUUAUCAGUUAUAUCAGGACCAUACACUCUGGAGUCUACAGAGUACAGAUCACCGGCAAAACCAGAAAAACCAAAUACAAGAAGAGAUUCUUUGUUACUGUCAAUGUAAUGAAAGUGCCAGUGAUGGUUGGAAAAUCUGUCACUCUAAAGACUGAUAUUGAAAUAAAGGAAGGAGAUCUGAUACUGUGGACCUUUGGAGUUAAAAACGGUCUCAUUGUUAAAGCUGAAUCAGGAAAAACUACUAUUAGUGAGAGCUUCAGAGGCAGACUGCAGCUAAACGAACUGCUGAUCAAUGGAUCUCUGACUAUCACAAACAUCACAGAUGCAGACUUUGAACAUUUUCAACUACAGGUCCUCAACAGCAAACGGAACAGAUUCAGGAGAUUCAAUGUGAUCAAAGCUUCCGAAGAAGAGUGUGAAAUCUAUGAUGAGCAGCAGGGGACGAGUUCACCUCAAUAAGACACGCCCACCACUGUCAAUCUUUGUGACAUCAUCAACUGAAUGUCCAUACGUCUCAAUGUUCAUACUAUUCAUCCUAAACAGUAUGUGAGAUUAGAAUAAGCGUGUCCUAAAGCAUAGUAUG